AUGGAGGCUCUGAAGCAGUGCAUGAUGGGUAUCAAAGAGAACACUGUUGCUUCCAAUUCUUCCUCAGCAGUACCUCCGAGGUUUCUGAAUUACCCCUCUAACCUCUAUGCCUAUGAAAGUAUGGAUAUUGAGUUGGACUGUGCUGUCACAGGAAAGCCUGCACCCACCGUUUGGUGGGUUAAGAAUGGAGAAGUGGUUAUCCCAAGUGACUACUUUCAGACUGUGGGUGGCAGCCUUCACAUCCUGGGUCUAAUAAAAUCGGAUCAGGGGUUCUAUCAGUGUGUGGCAGAGAACGAUGCAGGGAAUGUGCAAGCUAUUGCCCAGCUUAUCAUCCAGGAACCCAUUGUCCCAAGCUCCAGUGCCCUCCCCUCUGCCCCCAGAGAUGUGGUCCCUGUCCUGGUCUCCAGCCGCUUUGUGCGUCUCAGCUGGCGCCCACCUGUGGAGACCCAUGGAAGUGUCCAGGCCUAUACUGUCUACUUCACCAGAGAAGGCACCAACAGAGAGAGAGCCACAAACACCUCACAGUCCGGCACCUUGCAGCUCACAGUGGGAAACCUGAAGCCCGAGGAGACAUAUUCCUUCAGAAUAGCAGCUUACAAUGAACAGGGCCCAGGAGAGAGCUCACAGCCUAUCAGAGUGUCUACUCAGCCUGAAUUACAAGUUCCAGGGCCAGUAGAGAACCCCCGGGCUGUGGCCACAUCUGCAACCUCAAUCCUUGUUUCCUGGGAAGCGCCUGCUUAUGACAAUGGCCCCAUCCAGGGCUACAGAUUGUUCUGCACAGAGACAGCGUCUGGAAAAGAGCAGAAUCCUGAAGUAAAUGGGCUGUCCUACAAGUUGGAGGGACUGAAGAAGUUUACUGAGUACUCAAUUAGGGUUCUAGCAUACAAUCGAUAUGGAACAGGCAUAUCCACUGAGGAUCUGAAGAUUACCACACUUCCUGAUGUGCCAAGCUCCCCCCCUCAGAACAUUUCUUUGGAAGUUGUCAACUCAAGAAGUAUUAAAGUCAGCUGGCUGCCUCCACCCUCAAACAUGCAAAAUGGCUUCAUCACUGGAUACAAAAUCCGACACAGAAAAAACGGGCGCAGAGGAGAACAGGAGAUGCUUGAGCCAAAUAACCUUUGGUAUCUGUUUCCAGGGCUGGAGAAAGGAAGUCAGUACAGUUUCCAGGUGGCUGCCAUGACUGAGAUUGGGACAGGCCCUUCCACCGAAUGGUACACAGCGGAAACUCCAGAGAACGACCUAGAUGAAUCCCAGGUGCCGGAUCAGCCAAGUUCUCUCCAUGUUAGACCCCUGACCACCAGCAUUGUCAUGAGCUGGACACCCCCGCUGAACCCCAACAUUGUGGUCAGGGGUUACAUCAUUGGGUAUGGGGUGGGCAGUCCCUAUGCCGAGACUGUUAGAGUGGACAGCAAGCAGCGCUACUUCUCCAUUGAAAAUCUAGAGCCAAGCUCCCAUUAUGUUAUUUCCUUGAAGUCCUUCAACAAUGCAGGAGAAGGGGUCCCUCUCUAUGAGAGUGCAGUUACCAGAUCUAUGACAGACCCUGUUGACCCAACAGAUGAUUUGUAUCAUUUGUUUGAUAAAUUCCCUACCCCAGUCCCAGAUACCUCCACCCCCAUGAUCCCACCUGUAGGUGUGCAGGCUGUGGCACUCACCCCUGACUCUGUACGGGUCAGCUGGGCUGACAAUUCAAUGUCCAAGAACCAGAAGAUGACUGAGGUGCGCUUCUACACUGUCAAAUGGAAGACCAGCUACUCCACCAGUGGCAAAUACAAGUCUGCAGACACAACAGCCCUCAGUCACACCGUCACAGGACUCAAACCCAACACCAUGUACGAGUUUUCUGUCAUGGUAACGAAAGGUCGAAAGUCAAGCACAUGGAGUAUGACUGCACAUGCGACAACCUACGAAGCUGCUCCCAGUUCUGCCCCAAAGGAUCUCACUGUAAUCAACAGGGAGGGAAAACCUCGAGGAGUCAUCAUCAGCUGGCAGCCACCAUUGGAGGCCAAUGGAAAAAUCACAGGACAGAACGAUCUUAAGCAGAAAUAUUUUUGA
Polyodon spathula (Mississippi paddlefish) is the source of this 2052-nucleotide messenger RNA. RefSeq names its product netrin receptor DCC-like. Lineage: Eukaryota; Metazoa; Chordata; Actinopteri; Acipenseriformes; Polyodontidae. Gene Ontology annotation, molecular function: protein binding. The transcript is spliced from 16 exons. The record is from RefSeq and is a predicted model, not a curated record. Gene Ontology annotation, biological process: cell-cell adhesion. The coding region runs from base 1 to 2052 and encodes 683 amino acids.